Molecule: messenger RNA, 5631 nt
Organism: Equus quagga
Lineage: Eukaryota; Metazoa; Chordata; Mammalia; Perissodactyla; Equidae
Gene: ASPNAT
Product: N-acetyltransferase 8 like
Exons: 3
Cellular component (GO): mitochondrial membrane
Molecular function (GO): L-aspartate N-acetyltransferase activity
Source: RefSeq, a predicted model, not a curated record
GCCGCGCCCGCUGCGCCCCCGCCGGCGCCGGGCCCCCAGCCCCGCGGCGGUGCGGGGGGCGCGGGGCAGCCGGAGGGGCGCGGCGUGUACAUCCGCGAGUUCCGCCCGGCCGAGCAGGAGGCAGCGCGCCGCAUCUUCUACGACGGCAUCAUGGAGCGCAUCCCCAAUACGGCCUUCCGCGGCCUGCGGCAUCACCCGCGCACGCAACUGCUCUACGCCCUGCUGGCCGUGCUCUGCUUUGCCCUGACCCGCUCGCUGCUGCUGACGUGCCUGGUCCCGGCCGGGCUGCUGGGCCUGCGCUAUUACUACAGCCGGAAGGUGGUCCUUGCCUACCUAGACUGCGCACUGCACACGGACAUGGCUGACAUCGAGCAGUACUACAUGAAGCCCCCAGGCUCCUGCUUCUGGGUAGCUGUGCUGGACGGCAAUGUUGUGGGCAUCGUGGCGGCGCGGGCCCACGAGGCGGACAACACGGUGGAGCUGCUGCGUAUGUCUGUGGACUCACGCUUCCGUGGCAAGGGCAUCGCCAAAGCGCUGGGCCGCAAGGUGCUGGAGUUCGCUCUGGUGCACAACUACUCCGCGGUGGUUUUGGGCACGACGGCCGUCAAGGUGGCCGCCCACAAGCUCUACGAGUCUCUGGGCUUCAGACACAUGGGCUCGAGUGACCACUACGUGCUGCCCGGCAUGACCCUCUCGCUGGCCGAGCGCCUCUUCUUCCAGGUCCGCUACCACCGCUACCGCCUGCAGCUGCGUGAGGAGUGACCGCCACCUGCCUGCCAGCCUGCUACCCCGGCCACCCUGUCCGCCUGCGCCCGCCUGCCCGCCACCCGGGCCCGCUUUCAGACAUUCACCUUGGCGUUUGUGUUGGGUUUUUCUUUUUUCAACAUCACGUGGUUCUUUGGCUGGUUCUUGGGGGGUGUGGAGCUGUUGCUCAUCUGUGACUCUUUGGGUGGGUCGGUUGUUUGCAGCCACGGCCCCUCGCCCUCCCAGCCUGCUGGGGCCACGCCGUGAAGAGUGACAGCAUGGACCACCACGUACCCACGCAGCUGCCCGGCCCGGCUCGAGGGGCCUUUUCUGGCCCACCACCAUUGGGGCAGGCCCAAUCUUGCCCACCAAGCACAGAACCUCUGCAACGAGGCCCUCGCCCAGCAGGCUCCUGGCCACUAGCCAGGCUGUGGCUCAGUCAUUGGUCCCCAGGAGGGGUGGCCUGUUGGGCUGGCCAGCCACUGCCCUGUGGAGUGCCGAGCUGGCCGUGGGCCCCGCUUUGCUCUGUGCAUGCUGAGGAUGUGGCCUGGCUGCAGCAUGCCGCAUGCCCACAGCCUCCCGCCCUGCUGCCCUGUCUAGACUGGGCCCAGACUGGUGAGCGCCCCCGCCCCACCUCUGAGCCAGCCUCCGGUGACCCACCUGCUCUCUGGAGGGCUGGGCCAUCCAUGCUGCCCCUGGCUUCACCUAGUUCUGCUUUCCUUUGACAUCGUGUCUCCUUUUUUUCCUCUUGGUCCCACCCCUCCCUGCCUGGGCUUUGCUGAUUGGCGUCAUCGCCCAGGUGUGGUUCCCAUAGCAACCUGUUGCACAGCCGUGUCAGGCCCUUCAGGAGAGCAGGGUGGGGAGGCCGUCGCGGGGUUGCCUCUCCCCCAGCGCCAGCUAGAUCAUGGUGGCCUCUCCUACACCUCCCUAAAAACCUUCCUGCCUCAUAGCUGAUGGGCUCUGCCCUGUGAAUCUUACUAAUCCAGGCCGCUGCCAACACCACCGAGCCCACAGCUUCUCCCAGCCUGAAACCGACCUAUUUUUUGAUAAGUUAUUUAGACAGAAUAGCACUCUGCAUGACUUUAAUUCUUGGGACAAAACGGUAGUUUAUACCUUAAUACACACACCUGUGUGGUCUAGAAUAUGCACUAUUUCUGGCCCGGUUUGGUGGAAGUGGGUGGCCGGGGCGGGGGGGGCGUGGAGGAUUUCAGAGUUUGAAAUCUGAAGGGAGACCCUGAUUUAGCAUAACUUCUCCCCAAAGAGCAUGCCUGGUUUGAAAGGAGGCUCUGGGCCACUCUGUCCAGCCCUGACGUGCAGGACUGAGGGCAGGAUGGGAGCAAAUUCCCCACAGCCUCUGGGUGGAGGAGUUGGGGCCGCUGCCUUCGGGAGGAGCAAGUGGGUCUCAUGGUCCCCUGUGGUUCAGGGGGCCAGCUGUGUUCCCAGCCUCUCUUUCCUGAGGUCAGAGACAGGGACUGUCGUGUGUGGGAUGGCCUAGAGGGGGAGAGGAAGGUGGUGGCUGACCUGUCCAGCUGUAAACCUGGACCCCGCUGUGGUGGCAGGAGGGGCAUAAAUGCCCACUGAGACCCCUUUAUUUGGGGCUAUGGAGGAGGGGAGAGUGGCAGGCAUGGCAUGCCACAGAUCUCGGUCCCCAUGCAGGACCACAGAGAGGACAUUCUUAAAAAGGCGAUUUGGAAAUUAGCAAAUGAGUGAAACAAGCCCAGGGCCCGAGGGGCCUUUUGUGCUGUCAGGAUUCGAGAUGUUUGCAGAACACUGUACAGACCCCUCUCCCCUGUACAUUUCUCCCUGGUGGCGCCCCGUCCCUGCUUGGGAAUGGGAGUUUUGUAGACUGUACAGAAAUUGGCACCCUAUUUUCUUGCAGCUCUCAGAUUUUGUUAAUCUGGAUUAUACAGACAGACGUAAAGUGUUUUAGCAAAAUGGAAAACAGUUGUGCCUUUUUCCUCUUUCUGUUUGGUUUGGUUUUGGCUUGGGGGCGGACUUAGUUGGCGUUGAGUGUGUUGGGGGCUGCAGCAGAGCUGAGGCCUGGCCAGAUGGAAAGGGCUGGCAGGGGCCGUGCGGGGUCAGCAUGGUCGGCCAUAUCCUGUCAGGGGGUAGCUCGGGGACGCCGCCAGCUUCCUUUGAUCCUGUGCCUUUGGAGCCUCUGGUCUCUCAUGUGGGGGCAUGUGGGUGGGGGCUGCUGGAGCCCACUGAGGCCAGGUCAGAGCCUGGGGCUCUGGGAUGGCAGCAUCUGGUUGAUGUUGACCAAAACGCUUCACUGGUGUUGCUCCAGGGCAGUGGUGUGGUCCUCUCCUGUCCUGCUAGCAUCUGUCUGUCCACUCAAGAUCUGUGGGCUGGGUGAGCUGCUGCGUCUUCCCCGGUCGGACAGCCUAGAGGCUGGCUGGACUUUCGACCUUUCUUUAUUGCCUUUUUUUUGCUGCCAGGACUUGGAAGAGAUGCCGGGAGGGGCACAGCAGGAUGGCCAUGUGUCCAGAACCCUGCUGCCCAGCUGCUGCCUGGCUGCUGAAGUAGGCAGAGGCAUCUAUGUGCCCACCAGGCUGGGCUGCGCAGCGCCCAGGAGUGGGCCCUCACCUGGCCUGUGUGUGGUUCAGCAGGCCCCUGAGGACCACUGCGGGCAGAUCUCCCAUUCUUUCCCUGGGCUGGAGGCUGGGCAUGCUGGUUAGGGGGCCGCGGCUUCCCUCCAGCCUGGGAGCUAACUGCUCCGCAAACGUGCACUGAGAUGUGAAUUUUAUACGUUUGUAGAAAUUCUGAUGUUACUUCUUCUACCUCUGUGAAGUGUCCUCCUAGGGUCCUGCUCAGUGAUGUGUCUGGGCAGCUUCUCUGAGUUGGCCGCCCUGGGCCCCCAUGCCCUGCUGGCCUCCUGAGCCUCCCCCAGUGCCGCCUGGUAAGGCCCAGGGAAAGCCAGCCCCGCACCUGGCACCCGUGCUCAGGGGUCAGGGCUCCCAGGACUUGUCUUGUCUGUUUGGAAGUCUCUGUUUUGGAGCAGAAAUCGGGAGGUGGAGUGUUCCAGAAUGUCUUCAUUGGAUGAGUCUGGAACACAGAGCUGAUGGGCAGCUCCAGGCAGUGAGAUCUGGGCAGCUGAGGGCUCCUGUACCUCUGGACAGCCCAGUGCCACCAGGGUCUAGGCAUGUAGCUGGUGGGCGUCCCUGGGGCAGCUCCCACCACUCAAGUGUGGGCUCUGCAGAUAGCUGGCUCCUGAGGGUGGGUGGCCAGUGUGGGUGGUCUGCAUGUGCUGAGGCCAGCCGUGGCCUGGCCCUGGGAAGGGCCAUGUCCAGCCUGGCCUCCCACUGCUGCCCUUGGUUGAAGGGGGCUGAGGGAUGGGGCCAGCCUACCCUGAGGAGGUGGGGAACUGGGCCUGCAAGAAGGCUUGGGCUGGGAGGCCCUACAGACAGCUGGCCUGAGGCCUUGAGGUCCUUGGACAGGCCCCACCUUGCUCUGGGCAUCCUUCCUCAGAGAAGGCCCUUAGAGGGGACAGGGGGCAUGCUCCUCAGGUGGCUUCCUCGGGUGGCUGGCAAGUGCUUGGGGGGCUCUGUGGGCCGGAGGGCCUGGCUCUCCUGGGAGGCACGUGAGCAAUGUGAGUGCUUGUCCCUGCCUGCCAGGGGCAGGCUGGCUUGCGCAGCCCCUAACCCUGGCCCUUGCUAUGCUGGGGCCAGGUGGGGGCCUGGGCGGCACCCAUGGGGCCACCUUCCUGUCAGUGUCCAUGGCUGGACAGUAGCCCCCAAGCCCUGGGAGCCCCCACCUCUCCCUGGCCAGGCAGGUGGUGUUGCUGCUGUGUCCUGUGUUACCUGCUGCUCCUGUGUCUGUUUGAAGCCACUUCUGUGAAUCAGUUUUGGCCACAGGCCUGUGUUCCUGUCCUAGUGGUCCUAUGGCUGAGGCUUUUAGGGUUUGAGUUCUGGGCAGACCCUGGAAUAUGUUUGCUCCUUGGUGCCAGCGAUGUGCUUCCAGCGGUGGUGUGAGGUCCACUGGCAAGUGGGCGGCCCAGGGCCUGGGGUGGAAGAGGGUGAGCCCUGACCUACCAUUGUCGGAUGUAUUUUUUUUUUUACAGCAAUAAUUAGCCAUUUUGAAGAAGGGGUGUGCCUGUGUGUGUGCGCAUGCACAUGUGUGCGCCUGUAUGUGCAUGUGUGUGUGCGUGUGUGCCUGUGCUGUGUGUGUGUGCACACUCGUGUGGUGACAGGGAGGGAACCUGGUGGCCAAAGGCCUCCUGCUCCAGCCGUGGAAGGGGAGGCCAGGAGGUGCUUGGCAGGGACAGGCUGGCCCCAAGGCCUGUGCCCAGAAGCAGGGUCCUUGUGUAACCGUGCCCCAGCUCUGCUGCUGUAUGACUCUCCCUUCUCUGGGGCCUGCCCGGGGCCCAGCAGACCUUGAGUAGUGCUCCUUCCCCCUUGGAGAGGGUGCUGGAUGGGCCUGCAUGAAGGAGGGGGGGCGACCCAGGAUGAGCCUUUGCCUGGAUCUCAGCGUGUGGGAAGGGUGGCAGGGGUGGUGACACUCAGCCACACUGGCCGAGAUUAGAUUUGGUGACACGGAGUCACCUGGACCAGGCUGUCUGACCACAGCUGCAUGGAUGCCGUGUCUUUGGGAGAGCGGAGCCCAGAGCAUGCCAUGGUGACUGGCUUCACUUACUGUGGUUUACUAUUUAUGAGCCCACGAUUAUGGUGACUGUCCUGAGACCCCAGGAUGUGCCAAAAGAGCCCCAAGAGGGCCCGGAGGGGCAGCGGGCCAAGUUUCAGAGGAGACAGGCUUCAGGGCCAGGGGUGGGUAGGGGUCCCAGGCUUCCUGUGGGUGUGUGAGCAGCAGGAGGGGUGGGGAGCGGUGUGGUCCCUCCGCCUGCACGGCCUCCAAUGCUGCUGUUUUUCAAUAAAACCAGAGUUGAUGGAA